This is a messenger RNA of Toxoplasma gondii ME49, 2156 nucleotides long. RefSeq lists its product as hypothetical. The record is from RefSeq and is a predicted model, not a curated record. NCBI's taxonomy places the organism in Eukaryota, Apicomplexa, Conoidasida, Eucoccidiorida, Sarcocystidae. The coding region runs from base 833 to 1495 and encodes 220 amino acids. The transcript has a single exon.
UUCACUGGAGAAAGAGCGUCCGAUUUACGAGUCAGUGGGGUAGGUAGGCGCAGACGAAAGUCCCGCCCCACCGGCUUCCGUAGACUCUGGCGAGACACCCUGGAUUUUUAACUGCGGGCCGGUGCGACAGCCACCAGCCGAUUCGGUUUCACGAAUCUAGGGCAUUCUGAUUACACCGGUGGGCAGAGCUAGUGCGCGUGAACGGCCGAGGGAGACCGGCCGGCCCGUGGCCACAGUGGCUCCUCGAUAUUAAAGCAAGAGGCGACAUCUGCUUUUCGUUGGAAUUUCCAACCGGGUAAACAACCGGCUUGUCGUCGGAAAUUGAGACUGUAUCUCGCUCCAGGCCCAACAGCGACAUGCUGUAAAUGGUGCUGUUGGUGAAGUGGAUUAUGCGAGAGUCAGGGCAAUACGGAUAUCAGUGUAAAUUAUACAGCUUGCAAUCGUAACUCUUCGAAUGCAUCGACGAAUACCUAAAGCAAGUUUCUAACGGACCAUGAUGCCGCGGAAGUGGUGUUGCCACAAAUCUGUGUCAGGAAGGGAAGAGCCGUACUGAACGAGCGACGCGGACUGCGUGUGGGCGCCACUGUCGGAGUUGUGAGCAGAAUAGAACACAAACUUGUGUUGCCAAUUGAAACAGUUGGUUGAGUGAAAGACGUGGAAAAAAUUUGUCUAAGCGUCUUCACAUUGGUACGGGCAAGGUGGGGCUAGGAUGCGAAGACAGCGGUUCGCGAAGGCAAGCAAAGAUCAUAGAAUAAAGCACGUGCUCUUCGUCCCCCUCGUACGGUAAUCGUGAUCCGCUUGAACAUUUACAGGUACCCAGGUUACCUGCUGAAUGGGGCUCCCCACAAACGCAGAACAAGUGACGGGAAAAACAAGAAGAACUAUGUUGCCGCAGAAUGAAUUUAGACAGGUAGGGGGAGGUUUGACGGACAGUGGGAUUUUUCUAAAAGAUGGGACCAGGCCCGGGAGAAGACUGCGGAUGCUGCAUGUAUGGAAUGACCCAACGAUACUACGAAACAAAUACACGCUCGGCGACGUGACUCCCUCCAAUCAAAAGCUCCAGACCAUCUUGCAAAGGACAGAGGUUACGACAAUGGCAUCGACGAAAGGGGACAUUAUUUUCCUCAUAACGGAGAACGAAGAAGGAUCCCGCCUAAUGCCGACAUUGAGAAGCUCGCCUUUCCGGUUGUUCCUACUCUCGCAGUGGAAGACGAACGGGUACCGACACGGUGCUGAAAACAGCCCUGUUUUCGUAAGCACAACCUAUGUUGAGCUCCCGUCUUUUCUUAGUAGUGAAGUGUCUGAGGACUAUCAAAAUAUGCCGUACCUGAUUUGCACGCCAGCGACAACGAUGUGUACGGAGAAGGCCCCCAUUUUUUCUGUGCGUACAUUCUGUUGCAACGCAGCCUGUCUGACGCAGUUGCUGGAAGCGGGCUGCCGUAACAUGAAGGGUCUCCUUGCCUUCCACUACCAUAGCCGCUGCCGAUUUGGCUGAAAACAAAUGUUGUAAUAAUUCUUGUGCCUGGUUCGUGGACAGCUGAAAGCGUAACUAGAACGUGCCCCGAUUAGUAUACAGUGCUUCAGCAUUUGUACUACCGCUCGCAUACGCAAUAGCCUUUAGGAAUGCAUGACCCUUCGCUGACAGAGGUGUUUUUUAUAGAAGCGGUCGUCAAGUGAUGCCCAGUCAACACUGUUUUGGGGUCGCUGUAGUUCUUACAAGCGACGUUUGCUCUUUGGAACUGGGGGCUAACGACACUGGGACGGUGCAGUUCCACCACGGCUGCGAAAUCGAGUAGUUCACAUGCAUCAUCGAUAGAUAUUGUUCCUGGGUGUUUGCCUCCAUUGGGAGUGCGGGGUUUAUUGGAACUGCCGACAUUCUGUUUUUUCAGCAACAAUUUAAAUGGUGCCCUAUUCCCAGUUAGAGCCACGGGAGUAUUGAGUGCUGGUCAGGCAACAAGGGCCCAAGUGGAUACAAGGAACACGAAAGCAAAAUAAUAGUGCUCAACGUAGUAUGUAGUUGAAAGCAGUGUGAGCCACAAUGGGAGGUCUAUUCUCUCUAGAAAUCAUCGAUGGCUGUGCACGCCAAGUCUCUGUGAACAAAUGAUAGAAAGUGAACGCUGCAUCGGAUGCCGCAUGGUGGGGCGGUCUGCGUGCCU